GAGCGAGUGAGCGAGAGAGACGGAGCGAGGGAGCGAGUGAGCGAGAGAGACGGAGCGAGGGAGCGAGAGAGACGGAGCGAGGGAGCGAGAGAGACGGAGCGAGGGAGCGAGUGAGCGAGAGAGAGACGGAGCGAGAGAGACGGAGCGAGGGAGCGAGUGAGCGAGAGAGAGACGGAGCGAGAGAGACGGAGCGAGGGAGCGAGUGAGCGAGGGAGCGAGUGAGCGAGAGAGACGGAGCGAGUGAGCGAGAGAGACGGAGCGAGUGAGCGAGAGAGACGGAGCGAGUGAGCGAGUGAGACGGAGCGAGUGAGCGAGUGAGACGGAGCGAGGGAGCGAGUGAGACGGAGCGAGUGAGACGGAGCGAGUGAGACGGAGCGAGAGAGACGGAGCGAGAGAGACGGAGCGAGAGAGACGGAGCGAGAGAGACGGAGCGAGUGAGCGAGAGAGACGGAGCGAGUGAGCGAGAGAGACGGAGCGAGUGAGCGAGAGAGACGGAGCGAGAGAGACGGAGCGAGAGAGACGGAGCGAGAGACGGAGCGAGUGAGCGAGAGAGACGGAGCGAGAGAGACGGAGCGAGAGAGACGGAGCGAGAGAGACGGAGCGAGAGAGACGGAGCGAGUGAGCGAGCGAGAGAGACGGAGCGAGAGAGCGAGAGAGACGGAGCGAGAGAGACGGAGCGAGUGAGGGAGAGAGACGGAGCGAGUGAGGGAGAGAGACGGAGCGAGUGAGGGAGAGAGACGGAGCGAGUGAGGGAGAGAGACGGAGCGAGUGAGGGAGAGAGACGGAGCGAGUGAGGGAGAGAGACGGAGCGAGUGAGGGAGAGAGACUGAGCGAGAGAGACUGAGCGAGAGAGACUGAGCGAGAGAGACUGAGCGAGAGAGACUGAGCGAGAGAGACUGAGCGAGAGAGACUGAGCGAGAGAGACUGAGCGAGAGAGACUGACACGGAGCGAGCGAGGCGGACAGAGCGAGCGAGUGAGUGAGACAGAGAUGAGUGAGUGAGGGAGACGGUGACGGACGCAGUGAGUGAGACGGGGAUGGAUGGAUGGAGUGAGUGAGUGAGACGGGGAUGGGCGGCGUGAGACUGAGUCAGAGAGACGGAGACGGUCUCUCAAUCACUUACGGAGACAGAGACAGAGAGCGAAAGAGAGAGAGAGAGAGAGAGAGAGAGAGAGGAGACAGAGCCCAAAGGAGAGAGAGACAGAGCGAGAGAAACAAGGCUGAAUCAACUCCACAGAAGAGAGAGAGACUGGGUUUCUGCAUCGGUAUGCCUGCUCCUGCUCUCUCAUUUCCACCAUAUGCCGCUGCUGCCUCUCUGAGGAGACCUGGACUCUGUUUAAAAUGCCAAUCGCCUGCUUGAGGCUACUCCUUCAUCCUCAAUCAUUUACAUGUAACAUUUAUACUCUCUGUUCCCGGCGUGAGAGAGACCGGGAGAGCCUGAGUGGAUGACAAUAUCCUUGCUUUUCUCCUUUCUGCUGAAGUUCCUGUGGCGAUUAGCAGAACGGGUGGUUUCGACUCUUUGGACACUAUCCGUCUGAGCUGUUCGUGUUUGGAGAAAAAGACUGAAAGGAGAGGACAACAUUCUCUGGGAACCAUCGCACUCCAUAUCACCUGAGAUAUUGGGGAACGUGUGACUGCAUUUUUAUGAGACAAACCGGUAUUAUAGUAAGCGAAGAUUAUAAAAGUUGUUUGACCUUUUUGAUGAUAUAUUUCCCCCCUGCUCUUCAUGCAGCAGGCACACAGCGCUGCACAUGUUGGCUGUGUCUUUUCUGAGGAGAGAACGAGAAGUAGGAUGAGAGCCUGCCAGAAUAUUUGUCCUCUGCUAUCUGUGUCAUUCUCUGUGUGACUCGUCUGUGCAGUGAGGGGUGCCCUGGGAGACUCCCUAGUCGCUGAUCGUGGGCGAGUCUUCAACACUGCUGCUGACAUGGCAGAGGGAACACAGCUCCUCUCUUUGGGGCACCGGCCUGGUCUGCUGCUGAGCUAGGACUUGGACCAGCCACUGACCAUCCCCGGCCAAGUUCCAGUCCUCUGUCUCUGGAUCUGGUUUCAGACCAGGGGCUUUCAGAAGGCUCCCUGGCUGCAAGAUGAACUCUUCCUUGGACCUGCUGGACCUUGAGCUCCUGAACCAGAGCGGCUCUCCUUUCUGCCUCCUAGACAUGGGCUACUCCCAGAUCAUCAACACCUGUCUUUUAGAGGUGGCCAUCAUCUUGCUCCUUACAGUUCUCAUCAUCUCUGGCAACCUGGUGGUGAUCUUUGUCUUCCACUGUGCUCCACUGCUCCACCACCACACCACCAGUGCCUUCAUCCAGACCAUGGCCUACGCAGACUUGUUAGUUGGGGUCAGCUGCCUCAUCCCUUCCCUCUCCCUCCUCCACCACCUGAAAGGCCUGGAUGAAGAGCUCACCUGUAAGGUGUUUGGUUACAUGGUUUCCGUGUUGAAGAGCGUUUCCAUGGCGUCACUGGCGUGCGUUAGCGUGGACCGCUACAUGGCGAUAACGCGGCCGCUGUCGUAUGCUACACUGGUGACACCGUGCCGGAUCCGCGUGUGCAUCCUCCUCAUCUGGCUCUACUCCGCCCUCAUCUUCCUGCCCUCCUUCUUCGGCUGGGGGAAGCCUGGCUACCACGGCGAUGUGGUUGAGUGGUGUGCCAUGGAGUGGGGGACAAAGCCGCUCUUCACGUCAUUCAUCGUGGCGCUGCUCUACGUGCCGGCAGCCAUGACGGUCUGCUUCACCUACGCCAACAUCUUCCGUAUCUGCCGGCAACACACAAAGGAGAUCAGCGAGCGCCGCGCCCGCUUCAGCCCACAGGAGAGCUCUCUGGGACAGGAUGGCCAGCCGCAGCACGCGCCGGCGUGCACGGACAAACGCUACGCCAUGGUGCUGUUUCGCAUCACCAGCGUUUUCUAUCUCCUUUGGCUUCCCUACAUCCUGUACUUCCUGUUGGAGAGCGCUGGAAUCUACCGUCACCCCGUCGCCUCGUUCCUCACCACCUGGCUGGCUAUCAGCAACAGCUUCUGUAACUGUCUGAUCUAUAGUCUAACCAACAGUGCCUUCCGGAAGGGUUUAAAGCGUCUAUGUUCAUUCUGCAUGCAGCGUGUGGACAGUAAGAAUCCUUUUGGCCCUGGGCCGGGGCACGGACAGGGGCCAGUCUGCACACGCUCCACAUGCCAUGUGUAGGACCUCUCCCAGAGACCCGUGUGACGGUCGAGUCAGUGUGUCGUGUUGCUAAAGCACUAAGUGUGUCCCAUGUUGAUGCUGAGCUACGGGGAACAGGCUUCACAGGAUUUUGUGUUGCUACGGUUGUUUCCAGACAGUUGGAUGGUUGCGUUCCUGGUCACAGCUGGCUCUGACAGGAUCGGCUCCAGGACCCGAGCGUUUUGAGCCCCGCGUGGGAAGUACAGCCCAGCCUCUGCCAUGAGAGAGGUAGAACAUGGAGGGGGAGUGAGAGUCAGAAUAAGGAUGUGGAAUUACAGUAACCUAACCUUUGACUCCAGUUACGGAUGACAGAGAUAUGGCUACGUUGUGUCAGCGUUUUGCCGUGGAUGGAGUGGUAGUUGAUUGAACACCUCCCUUCUGACAGUACUUGCCAAAAACACAAACUGUAAGAACACAAGAACACAUGUUCUUGUGGGAAAAAUAUGUUUGAGACUGUGUAUCUUCCUAGCAGUUUGUGAAACAAUGUGUAUUUGUGCCAUGACUAUAGUGUAUUAAAUGCAACAAAGUACUCACAUAAUUUAACAAAACUGAAAAACACUUUAAUACUGAGCUAAGGGGAGCUGUCAAUAACUUAUUUACAUUUUUUCCCUCUGAUGUGAUUUUAUUUAAACACGGAAGCAGAAUAUUUACAAUAUUGUGCUCUGAAGGGUGCAGCAAGCUCAGACUCUGAAGAGAAGCAAGUACUUCAUAAUUCAUUUAUAUCUGGGCUGUUCUGAGGCAGAGGUACGGGCAGAGAAAGGGAGGACCACUUUGUUUAGAGGUUUAAACACCAGGACUAGUUUACUCCCGAGGGAUCAGAGUAAUCAUUGACUGGAUGACUUUUGUUUCAACAAGCUUCCUUAUCAUCAGCGCCUGUCUGACUCUGUAACCAAAGUACAUUGCAGACAGACAGUACGUUCCAGUUCGCUUAUGAGGAGAAUGUGGUCGUUGUGUCAAAGCAGAAGAUUGAUUGAAAAUUGAUUGUUUGAGUUUCUGAGUAGUUUUUCAUCUCCAAAGCGUUGUUUGUUGCAUCCGGUAUUAACAGGCCAAUACCAGUGGGCCUGAUUAGUGACCUUUACUGUCUUCAUUAUCUAAGAUUUUUCUGAUGAGACUUUCUAAAAGAAAGAGUGAGCAAACAUCCACAUCUGAUUUUUUUUUUUUUUCGAUGUCAAAUUUUCUCUUCCAAUUAUCUGGUUACUCAACGUGGUCUCAGGGCAAUUCGUAUUAUUCUGUACAUAAAUCUGAGACAUUUCUUUUAGUAUGCUAUAUUACUUUACAUUAUGAAUGCAAUUGCGGUUGUACAGUAUCAUAUGAUUAUAAGAUAUGGUCAAAAGUAUCAUUCGUCUUACCUGGCCGUACAAUAGCAUACGAAUUGGAUUAAUUAACUUAUCAUAUGUCUUGAGUGGGAUGUAUAGUAUUAUACGUCUUUCUCUGAGGCCAGGUUGCUUGUUGCGCCAUAACAACAAAGGAUAAUGAUGAGAAUAAUUUCCUUUGGUGGUUAGGCGACAACAAUUGCGUCAAGUUGGAAGUUUAAAAAAAAGUUAAUAGCAGCCUAAAAUACGAUAGCAAACCUUUUAAUGUGUGCACAAUGAACUUUUUUGUUAUUAUUUGUGAAUUCAUCUUUGAUAGUAUAUGCUUGUUUCUGUGCGUCGACGUCUCUGCAAUGCUCUUCCCUGCCGUGCAAAAUAGACUCAAGCGAUCUCCGCUUUCGCGGACGUGCUGCUUUUUCAAGUUGCAUAGCAUGUCUCAUAGGUCAUCGUGAGUUGUUAACCUGCGGCUCGCGUUAACGGUGACGUGACGGCAUUAUAGUCUGGCCAUGGGUUAAUGACCGUGAAUGUUGAGAAAGCUGUGAGCUGCUGUCAGCGGAGGAACAUCGGCCCCUGGCCAAGUGUCGUAAAGUAUUGGCUGCAUUAAUUUACAGUAUAAAGAAACAGAUAGAAAUUAAGAUCUCAAUGUUCAACUGUUUCCGGUCCAAUGUUACUAGUUAUUUAUUAGACCUUUCACAGGCUUUGGCCUCUUGAAUAUUUUCUCUCUCUUUUUAUGGCAGCCUACUCCUCCACUUGGGAGCAAAUAUACAAUAUACUUAGUAGCUUUACUUUCUUAGUUGACCAAAGUUGAAUGUGUGUUAGAUGUUAUAUAUUUCAAAAAGAACGAGACGGAAUGAGAGAUGUAGAGAGAGAUAACGUGCAAUUUAGGGCUAUUUUUUUUUUAAUGGAAUUUUUCAUGUUAGGAAUUUUGCAGUGAUGACGGUAUGGACAGACAUUGAGUUGGACUACUGUAUUGUUAGGCUGCCUCUGCAAUGAAUACAGUGCUGUUCAUCUUUAUGUAGGCUAAAGUUCCAUGUUACAUUUCAAAUUUGUACAUAGUCUUAUGCAUGUUUUGCCUACUGUAUAUAUUUGAUUAGGUGAUUUGAAUAAGAAAAGCUCACAAUUCAAAUAUUGUCAAACUACAAACACUUUUGGAGACUGUCUUUGCGCAGCCAAAGGGCAGAGUGCAAUACGUUCAUCCUUCCUCCAUUCUGUCCGCUUUAUUGAAGAAUGUCAACACAGACACCAUUUGUUUUAAUAUAUAUAUAUAUAUUUCCCUCCUCUACAUUUUACCACCGGUUAUUGAAACAAUAGAGCUGUUUCUCUCUAUUGACCAUGUGAUGUUCCUGAACUGUUGAUAUUCAGAGUCAUCACACGUUGUUCACCACUUUAUUACUUUCACAUGACUUUCUCCGUGACUCUUCUGCCCUUUGGGGAUGGAUGUGUGUGUGUGUGUGGGGGGUGUGUGUGUGUGUGUGUGUGUGUGUGUGGGGGGGGGUGCUUUGUAUGCUACUAUGUUUGUGCGACUGCAUAGUUUUUAUUUUUAUUUUUUAAAUAAAUGUUUGGGUCUUUUUUAGUGUGUUGGAUACUGACAGGCAGCUCAGUUCUCUCGAAACAAAUAUUUGCUCACGGACGUAUGCCAAAUAUCGAUUGGGUUUCCUACUAUUGUACUUUCAAACAGGCUCUUAUUUUGUUCAGAUACUGACCACUUAGUUUUCCCGAUGAGGUGGAGAAUUCAGGCGUUCUUCUUUUGAGGAAGAUAGGAGUUCAACAUUCGACAGUAUCCCCAUCUAGGUGAACUCUAUUCAAUCCAGCAGUCAGUUGACGGUUCUUUAGAAAGGGGGCAAAACUGGGGGAAAGGUUUCUUGCUUUGCCUGUUUGCUGAUGUACGUUUUUGGGACAUUUCAAUGCCAAAGAACCACGGCAAGUCCUUUUCUUUUUUUUUCUGUAUGAAAACAUCAAAGGGCUAGUGAUCCCGGGGGGACUCCAACUCCCACGAUGACCUGCUCUCGACAGUGCCAUAUUAGGACGUUGUGAGACCUGAUAUGAUGCUGGAAACGUCCAUGCCAAAUCUGGGACAGUUUUGUGGCCCAAGCUUUACUAGAGGACUACACACCCAUGCACACAGGGUACACACACACACACACACACACACACACACACACACACACACACACACACACACACUGUUUUCCCUUCUGUUAUCCAGCAUGUCCUUAUUGAAUUUUCUCAUAUGUAUUUUCUUAAUGCUCUAAAUUGUCAGGCCAGGCUCUCUUAAUAGUUAGCUCAUGACCCGACUGUAUUAAGUGGCUCAGCUCUUUAUCAGAUUAAGAGGAGAAUGGACGCAUUAACAAGAAGGCCGUUUGGCUGGAAAUGUCCCUAAACAUGGUUGAAAAUGUGACUUAAAAAAAAAAAUGUGUUUAAUGUUUAACAUUGGUUGAACUCUCUUCAAUGUUUAGAUUAUUUGUCGCAAAUGCUGGGUAAACUGAAUGUUGCGGGGGCUUAAACAUAAUCAUGUUCUUCGUGUUAUUUAAGGCUAGUUAACUAACUCGGUACCACGAACCCUUGUAAUGAUGUCAUGUUGUAGAGUUGUCCUGAGAUAUUUCUAUUCUGGUAUAUUGUGCUGCACUGAGCAAAUAAAUGUGAUCUUAUCUAAAGGAAUCACACUUCCUGCUUGUUAUUCUUGCUUUGUGCUUUAUGAAAAUGUGUGCGUGCUUGUGGGCUCACCGAGCUUGUACACUAUAUGGGCGUGAGUGUGUGUCAGUGUUACCACAAAUGCAUACCUGCACAUGAUGGACACGUGUUUGUGUACGCUAUCGACUUAUCGUUACCACAAAUAGAAUACCAGGGAUCAGCAUUUCACCACAUCUUCAGUCUUUCAGGUCCCUGUAUAUUAUGUGUGAAAUCAGGCAAAGUUCGUCUGAAGAAGAGCUUCUUUCAUAUAUGGGUUAUUCUUAGCUCCCUACCUGGAGCCGAUAGACUGCUAGCCUGGUAGCUAGCCUGGUAGCUAGCCUGUUAUCUAGCCUUUUUGCUGGAGCCAGAGGAGCUAGCCGGCUGUACAGAGGAAAGGAACAGUACCACACCGUAUACACACAGACACCUCUGCCCAGCCUGGCUCUGUAUUCAGGGCAGAGGGUGGCUGUCUGAGGGAGGGCAGGUUGCUCCCCCACACAGGGCCUGAGUAGGAGACGGAGGAGAGCCCUCUCUCCCACCCUUCCUCCUCCCCUCCUCCUCUUUCUCUCCCUCCCACCAUACUUCCUGGAGUAGGGCUUUCAUCGCCCCACUCCAGGUCUCAUAAUCAGCCCUAAGUAAGAAAAACAACAUGCCAUUUCAGCCAUUG
Oncorhynchus keta (chum salmon) is the source of this 7840-nucleotide messenger RNA. Its product is annotated as probable G-protein coupled receptor 21. Gene Ontology annotation, cellular component: membrane. The record is from RefSeq and is a predicted model, not a curated record. Gene Ontology annotation, biological process: G protein-coupled receptor signaling pathway. Bases 2084 to 3175 code for a protein of 363 amino acids. The transcript has 2 exons. Lineage: Eukaryota; Metazoa; Chordata; Actinopteri; Salmoniformes; Salmonidae. Gene Ontology annotation, molecular function: G protein-coupled receptor activity.